CCCCUUUCGCCGCUGCUACUCUCGCCUGUGAACCAGAGAAUUUCUCCAUGGCAGGGACCCUCUGCCCAAGUUUGUCUCCGACAUUACUGCAGAUUGAGUGCCUUGAUUUCAGGCUAAGCGGCCUCUCGAGUUCAUCAGCGGCUGGCGUUUCAUGUAGUUCAGUUGGUGGGAGAGGCUACCUCCGAUCAUGGGUUCGUGCAUUGGUUUCUCCACGGUCGCUCGUUGUGUGUAAUGCGUUACACUCAGGUUGUUGUCAGGGUUUGGAAUUCUGUAUGUGCGAAUGGGAUGGAAGUCGAGGCUGUGGCAAUUAGCACAUGGGUCUUACAAAUUACAGGUCGUGGCAGAUGGGCAGUGGGAACUGGGACUUGUAUUACAAGGCAAGGCCUUGCUGCGGGUGCUUGGAGUGAUAGAAUCCGACAAAUGAAGAGCAGAAGGGUUGCGGAUCCAAUCAGAGCCAUGGGAGAGGAUACCAUGUGGAUUACAGCUUCUAGCGCAGUUGGUCUGGUUUUGAGUCUAGCAGCUGUCGCUGCCCUAGGCGGUUACUUGCUCUCUAUGGGUGUGGACAAUGCAGAACUUAGUGAGGAAGAGAAGAUUGAGAGUCUGAAACAGCAAGGUUUAUAUGAAAAGCCAGAGCCUACUCAAUAUGAAGAACAAGGAGUUGUUACACGGACUCGGAAGCGUCGAAGCAGCAAGGAUUAGUUGCAUCUGCUUCUGCUCCCUCUUCUUCUGAUCAUUGUUUCAAGUUGUAUAGUAUAUUUUCUUCCAUCUGGGCUUACUCUGAAGUUAUCUGUAUCAUAUGAUAGUCACAUCAUUUAGUGAUUGUAUAAGUCUUUUAUUAAUCAGAUUCCAGUUCAAGGGGAGCUUGCAUCGUGGACGCAUCA
Messenger RNA from Physcomitrium patens, 881 nucleotides. RefSeq lists its product as uncharacterized. The record is from RefSeq and is a predicted model, not a curated record. NCBI's taxonomy places the organism in Eukaryota, Viridiplantae, Streptophyta, Bryopsida, Funariales, Funariaceae.